Molecule: messenger RNA, 2109 nt
Organism: Hibiscus syriacus
Lineage: Eukaryota; Viridiplantae; Streptophyta; Magnoliopsida; Malvales; Malvaceae
Product: chlorophyllide a oxygenase, chloroplastic-like
Exons: 9
Coding region: 90-1703 (537 amino acids)
Biological process (GO): chlorophyll biosynthetic process
Cellular component (GO): chloroplast
Molecular function (GO): chlorophyllide a oxygenase activity; iron ion binding; 2 iron, 2 sulfur cluster binding
Source: RefSeq, a predicted model, not a curated record
CCUCUCACUGUCUCUCUCCCUCUCUCUCUUUCCUUCUUCCAUUGCCACUAAACGGCUAUUGAAGAAACGUUAUUCUUUUUUGAAACGCCAUGACCGCCAUAGCUACUGCUGGUGCUUUGUCUUUGCCAAUCUCUUUACAAAGAUCUUGCAAGAUUACUUCCUCUAAAAAGUUUCAGGCCAUUAAAAAGGGGUUUAGGGUGUAUGCUUUGUUUGGUGAGGAAAGUAGCUUGGGGGAUAAGAAGAGCCAGUGGGGAACUCUGUUUGAUGUUGAGGAUCCAAGGUCUAAAGUUCCGCAAUGUAAAGGCAAGUUCUUAGAUGUAUAUCAGGCCUUGGAAGUGGCUAGAUACGACAUUCAGUACUGCGAUUGGCGGGCUCGGCAAGAUCUGCUCACAAUCAUGGUUCUUCAUGAAAAGUUAGUGGAAGUGUUGAAUCCUCUAGCUCGUGAAUUCAAGUCUUUCGGCACCAUGAAAAAAGAGCUUGCGGAACUGCAAGGAGAACUAGCACAAGCUCACAAACAGGUACAUAUAUCCGAAACAAGGGUUGCUGCCGCUUUGGAUAAACUAGCUUACAUGGAGGAAUUGGUUAAUGAUAAGCUUUUAGAUGAUAGGACUGCAACAGAGUCCACUGUAGCAUCUUCUUCUAGUACAUCAACACUAUCUUCGGAUUCUGUGAAGAGGAAGUCGCCCCGGAAGAGCUUGGAUGUGUCGGGUCCAGUUCAACCAUAUCACCCGCGCUUGAAGAACUUUUGGUAUCCCGUUGCUUUCUCCACUGAUCUGAAGGACGACACUAUGAUUCCGAUCGAGUGCUUUGAAGAGCCAUGGGUUCUUUUCCGUGGAAAAGAUGGGAAUCCGGGAUGCUUCCAGAACACCUGUGCACAUAGAGCAUGUCCUCUUCACCUUGGUUCAGUUAACGAGGGUCGUAUUCAGUGUCCCUACCAUGGCUGGGAAUACACAACAGAUGGGAAAUGUGAAAAAAUGCCAUCCACGAGAUUACUUGAUGUGAAGAUAAGAUCAUUGCCAUGUCUUGAGCAAGAGGGAAUGAUCUGGAUUUGGCCCGGUGAUGACCCUCCUAAGGCAACCCUUCCUUCCUUACAGCCUCCUUCCGGAUUUGAAAUUCAUGCCGAGAUUGUUAUGGAACUUCCGGUUGAACACGGGCUACUUUUGGAUAACCUUCUGGAUCUUGCUCAUGCACCGUUUACUCACACUUCCACAUUUGCCAAGGGAUGGACUGUUCCAAGUUUGGUGAAGUUCUUGACGCCUGCAUCAGGUCUCCAAGGAUACUGGGACCCUUAUCCCAUUGAUAUGGAGUUUCGGCCUCCUUGUAUGGUGCUAUCGACCAUUGGUAUAUCAAAGCCGGGAAGACUGGAAGGACAAAGUACCAAGGAAUGCACAACACACCUUCACCAGCUUCAUGUAUGCAUACCUUCAUCAAGAAAUAAGACAAGACUAUUAUAUAGAAUGUCACUCGAUUUCGCUCCUGUGUUGAAGCACAUUCCUUUCAUGCAUUAUUUGUGGAGACAUUUCGCAGAGCAGGUCUUGAAUGAAGAUCUGCGACUCGUAAUAGGCCAGCAAGAACGUAUGAUUAAUGGCGCAAACAUCUGGAAUUUACCAGUCAGCUAUGAUAAGCUAGGAGUGAGGUACAGAUUAUGGAGAAAAGCUCUUGAACAGGGAGCUAAACAAUUACCCUUCAGCAAACCAAUGUAAAUUCCAACUCUAGCAACCUUCAACAUCCUUUCACACAUUGUCUGGACCGAUUCUCGACACUCUCGAACAUGCUUAGUAAGCUAUCUACCAAAAUCGAAGAUACAUUUUUUAAGGUUUGGCAUCGGCAUGGGAGGAGAACCAUGGAGAUCCAUCAGAAACAGAUGCAAGUUGGUCUCUACAGACAGACCUUUGUAAAAUAAUAGCCUGUACACUGCUCUUAUAGUUUGUGUGUACAGUUGAAACACAUUUUUUUCCCUCUGCCGGUAACCCCGGACCGGAGAGUUGAUCUGAAAAUUUUGGCCUUAGAUCAUAGAAGCCAAUGUUAUCAACUUGUCCUGUAUUAAAGAUCUUUGUAUUAUAGUAACGAUGUCUAAUGAAAAUUCGCAAGAUUUACAAUUGAACUACA